AUGCUUCCAACCCACCCCGACGACGAUUGCAAUGACUGCGUCCCAGCAUACUUGAACCACUCGCCGUCUUUUGGAACGAAGGCGUUCUCAACCACUCCCUUCAUCGCCACCUUUGCCCUUCUCACCAUCCUCGCUUACCGCAAAGUCUUCCCUCUACUGCAGUCUCAAUAUGGCUCUUCUCACGAUGCUUCCAAAACCCUCCCUCGGCCCGCCACCUCAGGGCCCGAGCCCGCCACACAGCAAGUCGCCAGAAGAAUCGCGGCCUUGACGUUUUCUUCUACCAUUGCACUUUCGGCCGUGUUGACCGAAUUGUUGCUCUGCGAAAUCUCCAAUUCCUUCAAUCCCACCGCCCGGAGUAUCGCUCUGCAAAUCACUGUCGCGAGCCUUCUCGGGCUGCUCGUGGUGGCGAUCCCGCUCCUCGGAAUCUCUUCUGCGGUCUCAAAAUCCGGCUACAAGUUCCAUGGUGCCCAGAAAGGUCGCUUGCGCCUAGCGUGGGUUCUGGAGGUGGCUGGCUACACUGCAUUCCUCUUCGGUUUCUGGGCCAUUGGUGCCAUCCUCCCCGAAAGUACCACCAUCGCCGAGAGUAUCAAAGAUCAAAAUAGCCUCUUUCAAGCAUGUCUGGACAGGUUGGGAAUCACGGGCGUUUCCUUGAUGGCGUUGCUCUCUGGGUUUGCCUCUGUCAGUGCGAUCUGGCAAACCUUUGGGCCCAAGCCUCGGCCAGUCACGGAGGCAGAAAUCACACGGAAACAGGCCGGACUAGAUGCCACGAUUGACAUGGUCGCCGAGAAGAAAAGCAAACUGGACCACCUAGGAAGGAAGAAUUUGGAAGUGCCAAACCAAGGAUUUUGGGGACGAACGGUCGGCUCCUUCCGAGGCAAUGCCGACAACCAGGAGAAGCAGACGCUCGAGAUGGAACUGAACGGCCUGGAGACCAUGGCCUCGUCCCUGGAAUCGACCAUCAACAUCCUCCGCGUGCGACGAAGCGAUCAGCUCCGUGCGACCACGAAAACGGGAAGACUAUCACUCGGUCUAUCCACCAUCUUCGCCAUCUACUGCGUAUAUCGCAUCUGCAUGACGAGCUUCAACGUGACACGGCGCAUAUUCUCGCGGGGCCCGAGGAGCAACACAUCGUCCGAGACGGACCCGGUCACGUACACGAUCGCGCUCUUCGCACGUCACAUCUACCCGUCGCUGGACCAGGAGUCCUGGGCGCAGCAGAUCUCGUUCCUGCUUUCGGGCGCGAUGCUGCUUGCAUCCUUCUCGGCCGUCACUCAGACAUUCCACCUCUUCUCGCGCUUCAUGCCCUCGGCUGUCCACGCCACCAAGACUAAUUUUGCCCUUCUCAUCAGUCAGAUCAGCGGAAUGUACGUCAUCAGCUCCGCGCUGAUGCUGCGCGGCAUGAUGCCCAAGGAGGUCGGGAGCGUCAUCAACAGCGCGCUGGGAGCGGGCUUGCUCGAGCCUGCGUGGGUGCAGCGCUGGUUCGAGGGCUUCUUCAUCCUCGCCGUCAUCGCGACCGCCUUGGGUAUUUUUCUCGGUCGCCAGAUCUCCGGUAUCGCUUCUUGGGAGGACGAUGCCGGUUGGGACGGCGCGGCUGAGAUGGGGAAGCGUUCGUGA
Messenger RNA from Exophiala bonariae, 1614 nucleotides. RefSeq lists its product as uncharacterized. The transcript has a single exon. NCBI's taxonomy places the organism in Eukaryota, Fungi, Ascomycota, Eurotiomycetes, Chaetothyriales, Herpotrichiellaceae. Bases 1 to 1614 code for a protein of 537 amino acids. Gene Ontology annotation, cellular component: membrane. The record is from RefSeq and is a predicted model, not a curated record.